Guillardia theta CCMP2712 is the source of this 831-nucleotide messenger RNA. RefSeq lists its product as hypothetical. The transcript has 15 exons. The record is from RefSeq and is a predicted model, not a curated record. The coding region runs from base 1 to 831 and encodes 276 amino acids. NCBI's taxonomy places the organism in Eukaryota, Cryptophyceae, Pyrenomonadales, Geminigeraceae.
AUGCCAUCUCUAUCGGCCGAGGAAAAUCAAGAAGAGGAUUUGAAGAGUAUCGACAAGAUCUUGGAGAGCAUUCAAGCGCCCAGGUAUCUUGAUUUCUCUGAGAUCAUGAAAGAGAGGUCAAUCGACCACAAGUCCGAGCACUUGGACGAGCUUGAGAUUCAGCUUGAGCUGGGAGGGGAUCAGAUCGUCGAGGUCAACGAGUGGAUGGGAGGAGAAGAGAAGUCGAUGGAGUCACUUCGAAACGGACUCCCAGUGUACCUCGGACGUGGUUUUGACUCCGCCAUGAUGAGUUUGUACUGUCUCAGCUACCUCACAAGUCAAGAUCUCAGCAGAUCAGCCGUUGAAGAACGAGGAAAGCAGGGCGAUUAUGGAGAGGGAAAGAGUCAGAGGAGUCCUAAUCUUCAAGAAGUGUUGAAUGACAUCGAUGUUCUGCUUGCCACAUCUCCUGAAGUUUCUUCCAAGCAAGCAUUGUCUCCGAUCUCAUCGAUCGCCUCCUCAAGCUACUUCUCAACUUACUUGUCCGGCACAAUCUUGAGCGCAUGCCCACAAGUGCAGAACUUCAGCCGUUCAGAUUUUGCUCGCAUGUUUGACGUGCGUGGAAUCAGGGUGUAUGACGAUGAGACUGUGAACGAGAUCGACGGCGAGCAAGACUGGAAUCAGACGUUUGAGACUAUAAAAGAACGGCGAGAUGAGGAGAAUGAAGGAAGGGAGAAUGAAGAUUGCAACUCAUCUGUUGAGUUGAGAUUCCAAAAGAUGUACCUGACACCCAUGGCUCUUCGUCAAGGCAGAGCUCAAGAAGCAAACAGCUCCACAGACUCUUUCGACCGAUGA